UGACACUGAGCUGGAGGGGCAGAAUUCAAGGGGACACGCACUUCCUGGAGCUGCUACAGCCAUUGCGGGGAAAAAAAAACAAAGUAACCCAUGGAAGACGUAACUUCAAAGUUGUAACCCGUCCUCAAAUGGAUCGAAAAUGGCGUUUGUGUGAUACGGAGUAUUUAUAUAUGCUGUUAUCGCAGAUAUAAGAUCAGUUAUACCCCAUGUCACGGGCGACUGAGUUUAUGAGGGACGAACAGUCUACGGCGAGGGACUAUUACUUCAUCCCUAGGCUGUAGCAAGCUAUCUUGCUAAUGUAACCAGGCCAGGCCUAACGUAGUAGCUCCAACAUUAGCUAGCUCCUUGUUUUUGUUAAUUAUUGUCCGUUUACGUUGGCGGUGAAAGUUUGUCUCUGCAAUACUGGUUCGUCUGGGCAUAGCAAAGUCUGUGCAGUCUCACGUCGAGAUAAAUGUCUUGCUAACAAACGUUAGCCGUCAAGAUAUUUGGACUGACAGACUAGAGUAGCUAACAAGCUAGUUAGCCUGUGGCUGUAGAGUUCGCAAAGUUACAUAUUUUUAUCAGAAAACUGUAACGCUGUAUACGUGUCGUUAUUGGUAACACAUCUGAAUACAUACUUUUCUUCAGAUAUUUUAUUGUUAUCACAAUCACUGGUUUUAAUGAAUAGCUAGCGUAGUAGCUAGCAAUGUCUGUUCCUUCUGCCGAUAUGAUUGAAACACCACCUGGAUAUCCUUUUGAAGAAAUCGAUUAUGUGGAUAUUGAAGUUGAAGAGGUGGUGGGACGAGGUGCCUUUGGUGUUGUUUGUAAAGCCAAGUGGCGAGGCAAAGAUGUCGCAAUCAAAACAAUAGAGAGUGAAUCUGAGCGGAAAGCCUUUCAAGUUGAGUUGCGGCAGCUCUCUCGCGUGAACCAUCCCAACAUUGUGAAGCUGUAUGGCUCAUGCAACAACCCAGUAUGUCUGGUAAUGGAAUAUGCAGAGGGGGGCUCUCUGUAUAAUGUGCUGCAUGGUGCCGAACCCCUCCCCCAUUACACGGCCUCCCAUGCCAUGAGCUGGUGUUUACAGUGCUCCCAGGGAGUCUCCUAUCUACAUGGCAUGAAACCAAAGGCUCUCAUUCACAGGGACCUCAAGCCACCCAACCUUCUUCUGGUAGCUCAUGGCACGGUACUGAAGAUCUGUGACUUUGGAACAGCGUGUGACAUUCAGACACAUAUGACUAACAAUAAAGGCAGCGCAGCGUGGAUGGCACCCGAGGUGUUUGAAGGAAGUAAUUACAGUGAGAAGUGUGACGUGUUCAGCUGGGGCAUCAUCCUCUGGGAGGUCAUCACUCGCCGGAAGCCCUUCGAUGAGAUCGGAGGCCCAGCCUUCCGCAUCAUGUGGGCCGUGCACAACGGCACACGUCCACCACUGAUCAAGCACCUGCCCAAGCCUAUUGAGAGUCUGAUGACACGCUGCUGGUCCAAAGACCCGUCACAGAGGCCCUCCAUGGAGGAGAUAGUGAAGAUCAUGGUCCACCUGAUGAAGUACUUUCCAAGAGCUGAUGAACCCCUCCAGUACCCGUACCAGUACUCAGACGAAGGACAGAGCAACUCUGCCACCAGCACAGGGUCGUGCUUGGACUACACCUGCACCAGCACCAGCAACAAGAGUGACAACAACAUGGAACACAGUAACUCUCCAGGGAGCAACGACACUAUCAAGAUCAUGGAGACUAAGUUUGCACCCUUCAAACCAAAGCCGGACCCGCGAGGCAGCCUGCCCCUGUCCCGAGGGGGCAGCGUGGAGAGCCUCUCCGGGAGGACACCGUCCCUCGCCUCCUCCGACAGCAAGAGAAUGAGCGCCGACCUCUCAGAGAAUGCCUUCGCUCCUGCAGGCAGAGCACGCCCCCAGUAUAAACGAGGUCACCGUAAAACGGCAUCGUUUGGCACCAUUCUCGAUGUCCCCAAGAUCGUCGUCACAGCUUCCUGUGAGCCCCAGAGACGGCGAUCAGUGCAGGACCUCCCAGCGGUGGUCAGCGAGUCCACUCCGGGGAGUAGAAACAGCAGCAGGUCUUCCAGCCCCAGUGUGAGGAUAACGCCAGACAAGACAGAUACCAACGGCUCAGACAACUCCAUUCCCAUGGCAUAUUUGACUCUAGACCACCAGCUGCAGCCCCUGGCUCCGUGUCCCAACUCUAAAGAAUCCAUGGCUGUGUUCGAGCAGCACUGCAAAAUGGCCCAGGAGUACUUGAAAGUCCAGACCGAAAUCGCCUUGCUGAUCCAGAGAAAGAAAGAGCUGAUUGCGGAACUGGACCAGGAUGAAAAAGACCAGCAGAACACGUCCCGUCUGGUCCAGGAGCACAAGAAGCUGCUGGAGGAGAACAAGUCCCUGUCCACAUACUACCAGAAGUGCAAGAAGCAGCUGGACCUGAUCCGGGGGCAGCAGCCCAAGAGGCAGGGCACAUCCUGAUGGAGUACACCACCACCACCUUCCUUGGAGCUCGUGCUACCCAAUCAUACAAGCUACAUCACUCACACACACACACACACACACACACACACACACACACACAGCCACACGCGCACACACACACCUCCAGGCAGACAGUAUGCCCAAAGCCCUCUCCUUGUGUUUGGGGAUUAGAUCUAGUCAAGUGUCAAAGCCCUCCCAACAUGGUCCCACCCUUCUGCAUCGUGGUGGAGCCAGUCCCCCCUCCACUGUCCUUUUAAAAGAGAGCUGCAGUCCACUGCGCCCAUGCAUGCUACAUGCUACAUGCUACGAGAUGGCAUCACCUGGGGUCAGGACGCGUGAGAGGAACUGGGGACUUUUUGCACCCUGGACUCAGCGGUUGAGUGCGUGAGUUUUGUUAGGUAUCUGUCCAAAGUUUCCUAGACCAAAUGAUUAGGCCGUGCUCCAUUAGCCCAUUUGAGCCGUGUGUGUGUGU
Messenger RNA from Clupea harengus (Atlantic herring), 2918 nucleotides. RefSeq names its product mitogen-activated protein kinase kinase kinase 7 (gene map3k7). Lineage: Eukaryota; Metazoa; Chordata; Actinopteri; Clupeiformes; Clupeidae. Gene Ontology annotation, molecular function: MAP kinase kinase kinase activity; magnesium ion binding; ATP binding. The transcript is spliced from 18 exons. Gene Ontology annotation, biological process: protein phosphorylation; positive regulation of canonical NF-kappaB signal transduction; JNK cascade. Bases 686 to 2443 code for a protein of 585 amino acids. The record is from RefSeq and is a predicted model, not a curated record.